UUCAAUCACCGACAAUAGUGUUUAUGAACAAUUCAUUGGCAUUAAGCAAUGAUCGCACAUAGUCUGAGAAGUGCGGUGACACUUCGAAACGCGAUCGUUUGUAGCGCGUUCGAAAGGUAAAUAUACAGCUUUGUGUCUCGCGCGCCCGGAGACAAGCCGUAGCAGAGAGACAGCUGCUCCGAUCGAAGGACAUGAAUAGGGGGGUGGAAGGGAGAGAGGGAGAAAGAGAAAAAUACGAGGCCGAAGCAAAGGGAGAACACCAUAAACAUACAAGAUCGGAUUGGUUCUGCUUUCUCCUUUGUCUACUGGAUGGAAACAUGUUAUAACACGAUAUGUUGCAGGAUCUGGAGAUUGACAUCGCAUUGUUCACCUAUAUAAGAAGGGACUGUAAAGCACAUUUGUUAAUUGCAAUUGAAAGAAACAGGUGGGAAGAGAUUUUCAGCAGGGAGAAAAUUAAAGAGAGUAGAAGUGAGGGUUCAGUGCUACAAUAGUAAAUGCAGUGGUUGAAGGAGAUAUGGACCCAUCAAUGUUUGUUGCAUACACCCCUCAAACAAACGGCGUUCCACUGGAGUCCAAGCUUGCUACCUACAUGAAUCGUCAGAGCCCAGCGGUAACUCUAAGUACCACAGCAGUUACAAAACACUUGUCAAACCUUUCUCUGGAUUCACAGAAAAAGGUAACUGCCAGUCCAGAAUUUGUACCUGGAAGGGGUCUUACUAGUAGUAACAGCAGUUCUCCAAAUCUUUUCAAUAAUUCUUAUCAUUCGCAAGAAAAUGUGGGUGGUACUACUUAUUUUUACCUUGGAAAUGCAGCAACUGAUACUGUUGGAGCUGAGGAAGGAACAGAAAGUAUUGGAAGUGUAGGAGCAGGUCAGGUAGGCUAUGUUUAUCCAGGUACACCUGCACAUCUCCAGCCAGUGAAACCUACAAAACCCCCAUCAUCUAAUAGUUCUUCUGCCCCCUCAACCCCACCUCCACAAGCAACACCCAGUUUCUUUGUCAGUGAGAGUUUACGAAUGGACAUUCUUCAAAAAAAUGCUUUAACAUUAGCACAACCUGAUGUAGUACGAUUUCCCGAUUUACCAAAUGAGGUAGACAAUUAUCAUGAGUUGUGUCCACUGGAACCAAUUCAUAAACCUGCUUCAACAAUGCUUGGAUAUCAAACUUCAACGUACAAAGCUACCAGCAUUAAAAGCGGUACGCGUUAUUGUUUACGUCGCAUUCAUGAUUUCAGACUUGCUAAUACAAAAUGUAUGGUGCUGGUAGAUAUGUGGAAGCGAUUAUCGCAUACCAAUCUGGUGCAAUUAAGAGAAGUUUUUACCACCAAGGCCUUUGGUGACCAUUCCAUGGUAUUUGUUUACGAUUAUCACCCCGGAUCGGAAACAUUAUUAAAUAAGCAUUUCUCAGCCACUGAAUUAAAUGGUUAUACGGAUCCAUUUUCUUCGGAUCCGAACGCCCCUCGACCUUAUAGUCAUACUAAGAACACUAUUUUGAGACAACAACAUAGCAGUAUGCUACCAGAAAGUGUCAUAUGGAGCUACAUAAUUCAACUCACUGCCGCACUCCGUGUUAUACAUGCUGCUGGUCUAGCCUACAGAUGUUUAGAUCCUACGAAAGUCUUACUCACGUCGCGAACGAGACUUCGUUUAAGUUGUGUAGCUAUACCAGAUGUUGUUACUUUCGAUGGAAACGCAGCAAAUCCACUCUCGCUUAUACCACACUACCAGCAAGAAGAUUUAAUCGCCCUAGGAAAGUUGGUGUUGGCAUUAGCAUGUCGCAGUCUCCUUGCCGUCCAUCGCGAUAACAUGCAAGCUUCCCUUGAGCUCGUCGCGCGUUCCUAUUCCACGGAUCUUCGAAACCUCAUUCUGUAUUUACUUUCUAAUCAAGCACGAAGAAGUGUAACAGAUCUCAUGCCGAUGAUUGGAGCACGAUUUUAUACGCAAUUAGAUGCAGCUCAGCUUCGAUCCGACGUAUUGGAAAAUGAACUUGCCAAGGAACUGGAAAACGGGCGAUUAUUUAAGUUACUUGUAAAGUUGGCUACUAUUAAUGAACGACCCGAGCUUAAUAUGGAACCUACGUGGGCAGAGACGGGUGAUCGGUACAUGCUCAAAUUGUUUAGGGAUUAUGUUUUCCACCAGGUAGCGGCUGAUGGAAGACCGUGGUUGGAUAUGGCACAUGUUGUAUCUUGUUUAAAUAAGUUGGAUUCUGGUUCUCAAGAUAAGAUAUGUUUGAUGUCACGAGAUGAGCAAAGUGUAUUAGUAGUAAGUUACGCAGAAUUACGACAAUGUUUGGAAACCUCAUUUGGAGAGCUGGUACAAUCCGCGAAAGACGCUGUCUAGGUCUGUGUCACAUUUUUUUCAGCUGACCAGACAGUGCAUACUCCGAACCAUAAAUGUGAUAACACCACUUAGCGGUACUAUCAUUUUAAUCUUUAUCAAGACAUAGGAGAGUGAGAUUUGGCCCGAAAGUUAAGUUUGGUGAUAAGAAAAUAGUACGUGUACCAGUUUGUAAGCGUGGCUGCAAGUGUUGAAUCAUUAGAUACGUGCAAAAAAAUUGCAUUCUGGUACUGCCAUUUGAAUGUAAUAUAUGUGUGUAAGGAGAUCAUGUGAUUGAUGUAAAUCAGAAAGCGUUUGAAUUUGCUGUGGAAGCUAUUACGGUACUAUACAAACAAACAAACAAACAAAACAAAACAACAAA
Molecule: messenger RNA, 2696 nt
Organism: Habropoda laboriosa
Lineage: Eukaryota; Metazoa; Arthropoda; Insecta; Hymenoptera; Apidae
Gene: PAN3
Product: PAB-dependent poly(A)-specific ribonuclease subunit PAN3
Exons: 9
Coding region: 515-2338 (607 amino acids)
Biological process (GO): protein phosphorylation; mRNA processing; nuclear-transcribed mRNA poly(A) tail shortening
Cellular component (GO): P-body; PAN complex
Molecular function (GO): protein kinase activity; poly(A) binding; ATP binding
Source: RefSeq, a predicted model, not a curated record